Molecule: messenger RNA, 1599 nt
Organism: Fusarium fujikuroi IMI 58289
Lineage: Eukaryota; Fungi; Ascomycota; Sordariomycetes; Hypocreales; Nectriaceae
Exons: 7
Coding region: 1-1599 (532 amino acids)
Biological process (GO): regulation of gene expression
Molecular function (GO): protein binding; RNA polymerase II cis-regulatory region sequence-specific DNA binding; chromatin DNA binding
Source: RefSeq, a predicted model, not a curated record
AUGUCGUUUGGAUACGGUGUCGGCGACGUUAUCGCCGUGCUAGGCCUCUUCGAGCGUAUUGCCAUCGAGCUGCGAAAUUACAAGGACGCACCUCUGCAAUUCCAACAACUCCGUGCCGAACUAGAUCUACUGCGGGGUACCUUGAAGCGUGUCUUGUCCCUGAAGCCGGAGGGUGAUGCGGAGUGCGAAACUUUGGAGCAGAUCAGAGCCAUCGCUAUCUACUGUGUUCAACCUUUACAGUCCGUGGCUGACAAGAUGAGAAGCAAAGAAAGCAGUUUGGGUCACUUCAGAACAACCAGAAGUCUUGUUAGUAUUGGGACAAGACUUCACUGGUCUAUGAUUGAUCAAACCGAUGUCGAGGGACUCAGAAAGGUUCUUCUGUCCCAGAUGACCGCCAUCAACACACUGUUGAGUAUUCAGCAACCGCGCAUGCUACUUGAUAUACGUGGGCAAAUGAAACGUAUGAUACGCGCCAUUAAAGCCAUACCACUUCAUCUCACGCUCGACAUUGUCCAGCUAGACGAUGUCCAUGGAGAGAGCUGGGCCCUGCCACUACAGGCGUGUAGGACCUGUGAAUCCUUUAGAGAAAUUCUCUUGUUCGUUGUGUAUGCAAACAAAAGACCCGGAGCGAACUACAUCACACAGAAUCUCUCCGCGGUGACGCAAGCGAAGACUGGCAAGGGAGUCGACCAAGAGACGUGGGAGGCCAUGAUAAAACCAGGCUUUCAUAUCGAACAGGCGGUAAUACUCAAGGGUUCCCACUCUUCCAAGAGAUGCCUGAACCCAAAGUGUGCCGGGAUGCUUCAGGAUGAAGUCCUCGAGUUCGAAGACCGCCAAGUUUGCAAUCUUUGUUCCCGGUCUUCAAAGACAGCUUUCACAACGACGCCAUUAAUCGGCCUAUGCAAUGAGGCUCCCUACUCGCACCACCCAGUGGAGCGAUUCACAAGUCGAACUAAUACCAAGGGAAGUUUCGGCCCCCAGCUACCUCCCAUAUCUAUGGAUGAGCAAAUAGGAACUUUUCUAAGGGGUAAGCUCUUGCAACCUGCAGAGCCUAUACAAGAUAUUGAGCAAGCCUAUCGGCGACUGGGCGAAGACCCUAAUCACGCCAUGGCAAACGCAUAUGUCGGCCUUGCAAUGCUUCUUGCAAUAGGGGAAACUAGAUCUGUCGAUCAAAUUGAUAUUGCAAGAAAUCAUCUAGAAGUUGCUGUUGAAUCAGAUAGCUCGACCCCCGAGAACUGGUACCUGCUAAGUCGGGCAUCCGCGAUAUAUCAAGAAAGCCGAUGUCCAUCGUUCUGGAUCACACUUGGGAUUCUAUACUUCAAUAUCGGUCAAAGUAGAGAUUGCCUCGACGCCCUGACCAAAGCCGUAGAGCUAAAUGCUCAUAUCUGGGAGCCUUGGUAUAACCUCGGCGUGUUGUAUGACAGUUGCAAUGGCCAGCAUUCAGAUGCCGCUGAUGCCUUUUAUAAAUGUCUCGAGCGGAACCCAGAGCUGUGUAAUGUCCGGGCACGACUCGAAGCUCAACAAGCCUACGCUGGGGAUAUAAAUGAUGAGUUUCUAGGUGAUACGUUGAUUCACGAAGGUCGACUCACCACUGGAUGA